UUAACCAAUGAGCAAAAGCCUAAGGUUGUGGCCUGAAAGCUAAGGCUCCAUAUAUGCCUGUGUGAUGCUAAAGUAGUUACACUUCCUCAGAAGAAGGCUCCUGGAUGGGAAGCUUUGAAGAUCAUUCUGAAGAUCGCAUGGCAAACAACUCGCCAACAAUACACCGGGAAUUCAGUUACUGAGCCAUCUAGAACCAAAGCCAAGAGUUCCAUAUUGCAACCAUAUUAUUGUCUGUUUUGAAGCAAAAAAUAUAGAUAAGCAACAACUAUAACGUGGGUAGUUCCUUAAUAGAUUUUGGAAGAUGUCAGUAAACACCCCUUCCAACUCAGUGCCCGGGAGCACCAGUCGUUUCCAGGUCCAUGUUAUAAACGAGAGUCACGGCAGCAGCGCGGCCGUGAGCGACAGCGCACACCCCCCACUUUACGAAGAGACCUCUUUCGGGGACGAAGCCCAGAACAGACUGCGAAUCAGCUUUAGGCCUGGAAACCAGGAGUGCUACGACAAUUUCCUCCAGAAUGGAGAGACGGCUAAAACGGACACCACGUUUCACGCCUACGACACUCAUACCAACACGUACUACCUGCAGACUUUCGGCCACAACACCAUGGAUGCUGUCCCCAAGAUUGAUUACUACCGCAACACAGGCAGCGUGAGUGGGCCCAAGGUCAACAGGCCCAGCCUGCUGGAGAUCCACGAGCAGCUGGCCAAGAAUGUGACAGUGGCCCCUGGUUCGGCGGACAGGGUGGCUAAUGGUGACGGGAUGCCUGGAGACGAACAAGCCGAGAACAAGGAAGAAGACACAGCCGGUGUCGUGAAGUUCGGAUGGGUGAAAGGUGUGCUGGUAAGAUGCAUGCUGAACAUCUGGGGAGUCAUGCUUUUCAUUCGCCUCUCCUGGAUUGUUGGAGAAGCCGGAAUUGGUCUUGGAGUUGUUAUAAUUCUUCUUUCCACCAUGGUAACCUCUAUCACUGGGUUGUCAACUUCUGCAAUAGCAACAAACGGGUUUGUUCGUGGAGGUCUGGGAGUCAUCAUCAUUGGCCUGAGCGUGGUAGUGACAACACUCACAGGUAUUUCUAUGUCUGCUAUUUGCACAAAUGGAGUGGUGCGAGGAGGCGGCGCCUACUACCUGAUUUCCCGGAGCCUGGGGCCCGAGUUCGGUGGGUCAAUAGGCUUGAUUUUCGCGUUCGCCAACGCAGUGGCUGUUGCCAUGUACGUGGUGGGGUUCGCGGAGACCGUGGUGGACCUCCUUAAGGAGAGUGAUUCCAUGAUGGUGGAUCAAGCCAGUGAUAUCCGGAUCAUUGGUUCCAUCACUGUGGUCAUCCUUCUAGGAAUCUCAGUAGCUGGCAUGGAAUGGGAAGCAAAGGCUCAAGUGAUUCUCCUGGUCAUUCUUCUCGUUGCCAUUGCAAACUUUUUUAUUGGGACUGUCAUUCCAUCCAAUAAUGAGAAGAGAUCCAGAGGCUUCUUUAACUACCAAGCAUCCAUAUUUGCGGAAAACUUUGGACCAAGCUUCACAAAGGGUGAAGGCUUCUUCUCGGUCUUUGCCAUCUUUUUCCCAGCUGCUACUGGAAUUCUUGCUGGUGCCAACAUCUCUGGAGACCUGGAGGAUCCUCAGGAUGCCAUCCCCAGAGGAACCAUGCUGGCCAUUUUCAUCACUACUGUUGCCUACAUAGGAGUUGCUAUUUGCGUAGCGGCAUGUGUGGUCCGAGACGCCACUGGAAACAUGAAUGACACCAUCAUUUCUGGAAUGAAUUGCAACGGGUCUGCAGCCUGUGGGCUGGGCUAUGACUUCUCAAGAUGUCAGCAUGAACCAUGUCAGUAUGGGCUGAUGAACAAUUUUCAGGUCAUGAGCAUGGUGUCAGGGUUCGCCCCCCUCAUCACCGCAGGAAUCUUUUCCGCAACACUGUCUUCGGCCCUGGCCUCCCUCGUCAGUGCGCCCAAAGUAUUCCAGGCUCUGUGCAAGGACAACAUCUUCAAAGGACUGAAGUUCUUCGCAAAGGGCUAUGGGAAAAACAACGAGCCCCUGAGAGGCUACUUUCUCACUUUUGUGAUAGCCAUGGCAUUCAUUCUUAUCGCGGACCUAAAUGUCAUCGCACCCAUCAUCUCCAACUUCUUCCUGGCCUCAUAUGCACUUAUUAAUUUCUCCUGCUUCCAUGCCUCAUAUGCCAAAUCUCCAGGAUGGAGGCCAGCGUACGGGAUUUACAACAUGUGGGUCUCUCUUUUGGGAGCGGUUCUGUGCUGUGCGGUCAUGUUCGUCAUCAACUGGUGGGCAGCUGUCAUCACCUACGUCAUCGAGUUAUUCCUCUAUAUCUAUGUGACCUAUAAGAAGCCAGACGUGAACUGGGGUUCCUCCACACAGGCUCUCUCCUACGUGAGUGCUUUAGACAAUGCUCUGGAACUAACCACAGUGGAAGACCACGUGAAAAAUUUCAGACCCCAGUGCAUUGUCUUAACAGGGGGGCCCAUGACAAGACCUGCUCUCUUGGAUAUAACCCAUGCCUUCACAAAGAACAGUGGCCUCUGCAUCUGCUGUGAAGUCUUCGUGGGACCCCGCAAGCUGUGCGUUAAGGAGAUGAACAGCGGCAUGGCUAAAAAACAGGCCUGGCUUAUAAAGAACAAAAUCAAGGCUUUUUAUGCUGCGGUGGCAGCUGACUACUUCAGGGAUGGUGUCCGGAGUCUCCUUCAGGCCUCAGGCUUGGGCAGGAUGAAGCCAAACACCCUAGUGACUGGGUAUAAAAAAAACUGGAGGAAAGCCCCCUUGUCAGAGAUUGAGAACUACGUGGGAAUCAUCCACGAUGCCUUUGACUUUGAGAUCGGUGUGGUCAUAGUCAGGAUCAGCCAAGGGUUUGACAUUUCUUCCGUUCUCCAGGUACAAGAUGAACUGGAGAAACUGGAACAGGAGAGACUGGCUCUGGAGGCCGCAAUCAAGGACAACGAGGGUGAGGAGGGCAAGGGGGGCAUUCGAGGCUUGUUCAAGAAGGCUGGCAAGCUGAACAUCACCAAGCCGGCCCCUAAAAAAGACGGUAACAUCACCACCAUCCAGUCAACGCAUGUGGGGGAGUUCAAUCAGAAACUGGUGGAGGCCAGCGCCCAGUUUAAAAAGAAACAAGGAAAAGGCACGAUUGAUGUCUGGUGGUUAUUUGAUGAUGGAGGGCUAACACUUCUUAUCCCAUAUAUCUUGACUCUCAGAAAAAAGUGGAAAGACUGUAAAUUAAGGAUCUAUGUUGGAGGAAAGAUCAACCGCAUCGAGGAGGAAAAACUUUCAAUGGCUUCUCUACUCAGCAAAUUCAGGAUAAAAUUUGCAGACAUCCAUAUAAUUGGAGACAUCAACAUUAAGCCAAACAAAGAGAGCUGGAAAGUCUUUGAAGAGAUGAUUGAACCUUAUCGGCUCCAUGAAAGCCACAAAGAUUUGACCACUGCUGAGAAAUUAAAAAGAGAAAGUCCAUGGAAAAUUACAGAUGCAGAACUGGAAGCAGUCAAGGAAAAGAGUUACCGCCAAGUUCGCCUGAAUGAGCUCCUACAGGAACACUCCCGGGCUGCCAACCUGAUCGUGCUGAGCCUUCCAGUGGCAAGGAAAGGAUCUAUAUCGGAUUUAUUGUACAUGGCGUGGCUAGAAAUCCUGACCAAGAACCUCCCUCCUGUGUUACUGGUUAGAGGAAAUCACAAAAAUGUCCUGACAUUUUACUCUUAAAGCAUGAAAGAUAAGAAAUACCUUGGUGUGUGAAUAAUUAUGAAAUACAUCUCGUACUUUGUGUUGUAAAACCUCAUCCAUGAAUAUACAAACCUCUGGAGGCUAGCCUAUCCGAUUCUACAUAAAUUUUGUCUUUAAAAAAAAAGUUAUUAAUGAGAGCUUUUCCCACCAGCUUAAGAAACAUCGAAAGCCAUGAUGUUGCUAGAAAACUAUUUUGCCGUUGUUGCUUGUAAGCAAGAAAUUAAUACCUGGCUGACGUGCUUAUAGUCCUUGCUAAUCUGGAUGAGCGCUCCAGGCAAAUUUAAUCUCUUGUUUCCGUGGUGUCUGCUGUGCGGCCCUGGUGCAGGCCUCAGGCCCACAGCAGGCUCUCCAUAAACGCUGACAGGCCGGGAGGGUGACUGCAGGUGGCUAUCACAGAAAAAGAGCCACUGGGUCAGCGGCACGAUUCUGCUUGGCCUCCUGAGAAGUCUGUGAAGAUUUAAAAAUCAAUAACGGAAAACGUCAGGAAGGACCAGAAUCUGCAAAGUGUUCAGAGCAGCUGCCUAAACAAGGCUUAUUUAAUGCAGCAGAUAGUGAGCUUACCGGUGACCCCUGCUAACAUGUAGCUUACAUUUGCUGCUAGCUGGAGCCGUCUUAGUGAGGUGAGAAAGAGAUGCAUGCUCUGGUUAAAUGAAAUAGAGCCGAUUCUUAACAUAGAAAUAUCAAUUGUCUUCCUGGCUAAGUAUUUUGAAAUCUCUGCCUUGGUACUAUUUUGCUUAUUUUUUUCCCCUCUAAUUCUUUGCAUAGAUGAAAUAAAAAAUAAAUGCCUCAUUGAAAAAUAAUCUCACAGAUUUCCAAUCCACUUUAAAAUUAUAUCCAGACCCUACUACUUAUUAACUUUCUAUAUAAACAGUUACGUGGGCUUUAAAGAAUAAAUAAAAUAUGAAUGGAGACACUUGUAAAGUUUAAGACUACAGGUGCUGAUUUUUCCUCUUCUUGUUAGUGUGUGUAUAAUAUUUAAUCACAGAAAAAAAAUUGUUUAUCCGAUAAAUGGCUUGUUUUUGUUUUUUUCUUGGCCUAUUUUAUGACUGCUCUGGGGAAACACGUUGGGGCAAAUUGACCUGAAAUAAAAAUCACUAAAAUUUG
Meriones unguiculatus (Mongolian gerbil) is the source of this 4810-nucleotide messenger RNA. RefSeq names its product solute carrier family 12 member 1 (gene Slc12a1). The record is from RefSeq and is a predicted model, not a curated record. Gene Ontology annotation, biological process: chloride ion homeostasis; potassium ion import across plasma membrane; chloride transmembrane transport. Gene Ontology annotation, cellular component: membrane. The coding region runs from base 302 to 3685 and encodes 1127 amino acids. NCBI's taxonomy places the organism in Eukaryota, Metazoa, Chordata, Mammalia, Rodentia, Muridae. The transcript is spliced from 28 exons. Gene Ontology annotation, molecular function: sodium:potassium:chloride symporter activity.